Messenger RNA from Pterocles gutturalis (yellow-throated sandgrouse), 1238 nucleotides. RefSeq names its product gamma-aminobutyric acid (GABA) A receptor, alpha 6 (gene GABRA6). The transcript is spliced from 7 exons. The record is from RefSeq and is a predicted model, not a curated record. Lineage: Eukaryota; Metazoa; Chordata; Aves; Pterocliformes; Pteroclidae. Gene Ontology annotation, biological process: monoatomic ion transmembrane transport; nervous system process; regulation of postsynaptic membrane potential. Gene Ontology annotation, cellular component: dendrite membrane; neuron projection; synapse. Gene Ontology annotation, molecular function: inhibitory extracellular ligand-gated monoatomic ion channel activity; benzodiazepine receptor activity; GABA-gated chloride ion channel activity. Bases 5 to 1174 code for a protein of 389 amino acids.
CACGAUGGAUGUCUUCUUUCGGCAGACAUGGACUGAUGAGAGGUUGAAGUUUAGUGGGCCAACAGAGAUUUUGAGAUUGAACAAUUUAAUGGUCAGUAAAAUUUGGACACCAGACACAUUUUUUAGAAAUGGAAAAAAAUCAAUUGCUCAUAAUAUGACAACUCCUAACAAACUUUUCAGAAUUAUGCAGAAUGGAACUAUUCUUUACACAAUGAGACUAACCAUUAAUGCUGAUUGUCCUAUGCGGUUGGUGAACUUCCCUAUGGAUGGACACGCUUGUCCAUUGAAGUUUGGAAGCUAUGCUUAUCCAAAAAGUGAAAUAAUUUAUACAUGGAAAAAAGGACCCCUGCAUUCAGUAGAAGUACCACAGGAGUCUUCUAGUCUCCUCCAGUAUGACCUCAUUGGACAAACUGUAUCUAGUGAAACAAUUAAAUCUAACACAGGUGAAUAUGUAAUCAUGACAGUUUAUUUCCACUUGCAAAGGAAGAUGGGCUACUUCAUGAUACAGAUAUAUACUCCAUGCAUUAUGACAGUCAUUCUUUCUCAGGUGUCUUUCUGGAUUAACAAGGAGUCUGUUCCAGCCAGAACAGUUUUUGGAAUCACUACAGUUCUAACAAUGACCACUUUAAGCAUCAGCGCACGCCAUUCUUUGCCCAAGGUGUCCUACGCUACCGCCAUGGAUUGGUUCAUAGCUGUGUGCUUUGCCUUUGUCUUCUCUGCACUUAUUGAGUUUGCAGCUGUCAACUACUUCACCAACCUUCAGACUCAGAGAGCGAUGAGGAAGGCAGCCAGGGCAGCAGCACUGGCAGCAGCACUAUCAGCAGCAACUGUACCGGCAGAGGACGAGAUUGUCUCGCAUUCUGACUCCAACUGUAACCUGAAGAAGCGAGUAAACUCUGUAACGUCUCAGGCAGAUCAGUCUCCUGAAGCCAGCAUAAUAUCAAACAGUGCAUCCCAGUGUCCACCGGUGUCUGCUCCUCCCCCAGUCCCGCCACCACCACCACCACCUCCUAUUGGAGGCACAAGUAAAAUAGAUCAGUAUUCCAGGAUCCUCUUUCCAGUGGCAUUUGCAGGAUUCAACCUGGUAUACUGGGUUGUUUAUCUUUCAAAAGAUACUAUGGAAUUUUUUGAACCCACCGCAAUUCAUCUUCGAAAUGAUCAUCAGUCCAACUGAAGAACAGCUCAAGGUUUUGAAAGGAUCACUGAAGGCUGUGUAGGGUUGAAGGGACUUCAAAGGA